This is a messenger RNA of Pisolithus orientalis, 1815 nucleotides long. Its product is annotated as FAD/NAD(P)-binding domain-containing protein. The transcript has 11 exons. The record is from RefSeq and is a predicted model, not a curated record. Gene Ontology annotation, molecular function: monooxygenase activity; flavin adenine dinucleotide binding. Bases 1 to 1815 code for a protein of 604 amino acids. NCBI's taxonomy places the organism in Eukaryota, Fungi, Basidiomycota, Agaricomycetes, Boletales, Pisolithaceae.
AUGUCUCUUCCAACGCUCCAAAAGCUUGGCAACGCCUUUGAUCCUGACAUUGACGCGAAGGCUAUCGCAAAAGCAUGGUUUAUCCAGUUUGUAGAAGCCAUGGCCGACGCCACGGCUGUCGUCGACCUAUUUGUCGACGAAGGUUUGUGGCGCGACAUGUUGGCUUUCACCUGGGACUGCCACACCUACGAAGGAAGAAAUACUAUUAGAAAAUUCCUCGCUGACCAAUUACCGAAGUUCAAUCCCUCUGCGUUCAGGUUUCACGAUGAGCUAACAGGGUUUUAUAUGCCAUAUGAGGACCUCGUAUGGAUCCAGGCUUUCUUCGAUUUCGACACUACAAUCGGACACGCAUCCGGGGUUUUUAGGCUUGUACCUUUGGCAGAUGGCUCCUGGAAGGCACACACGGUAUAUACAGGUCUGGAGGGUCUCACGGGGUUCCCGGAGAAGAUUGGUCCCUUAAGAAAUCACGAAAUGAACUGUGCACAUUUCCUCGAUAUGGAACCCACAGCAAUCAUAAUAGGCGGUGGUCACUCUGGUCUGAUACUUGCUGCGCGUCUCAAAAUACUCGGAAUAGACGCGCUUGUGGUCGAACGGAACGAACGCGUGGGGGAUAACUGGAGGAAGAGAUACACAUCUAUUUUCUUGCAUGAACCUUUCUGGUGCGACCACCUUCCCUACUUUCCGUUCCCUCCUUCGUCGCCGGUUUUCACGCCGGGAUUGCAAUUCGCAGACUGGCUGGAUUGCUAUGCUCGAUCACUGGAUCUGAAUGUAUGGACAUCUGCCAGGGUACGCGCUGUCGAACCUAGCACAAGGGGGAAGAGGUGGACGGUCAAAAUUGUCUGUGGGGACGGAUCGGAACGCCAGUUCAACGUGAAACAUGUUGUGUUUGCAACAGGUUUAUUUGGCGGUGCUCCCAAGCUCCCGGAUGUCCCUCACCGAGUAACCGGUAUUGGUGCAAAGGAGGUGUUCGAUGGCGUGGUAUUGCACUCGAGUCAGUAUAAAACUGCCGCCGAUUAUAUCGGAAAGAAAGUUGCCGUUGUUGGCUCGGGUCCAUCGGCACCUGCUAACGCGAUGCGGAUAGCCCACGGGAUCUGUUUGGACUUCGUCGAUCACGGCAUUGAUGUCACAAUGGUACAGAGGGGUUCGAUCUACGUUAUGUCAGCAAAGAAUGGAAUUCCCAGAUAUUUCGGACUUUAUGUCAAAGAGGGCCUUCCCGUCGACGUCGCCGAUCGUAUCACUCUGUCAUACCCAAAUAAGUUUGGAAAGCUAUUACAUCAGCGGAUGACAAGGGAGAUUGCAGAACUCGACAAGGAUCUCCUUGAAGGGCUCCGCAAAGUUGGAUUUAAGCUCAAUUCUGGAGAAGACGACGCGGGGGCGCUCGGCCUUGUAUGGUCUAGGGCAGGAGGAUUUUGCAUCGACUUUGGGGCCUCACAGAAGAUUAUUGAUGGGCAAAUCAAGUUGAAAAGCGACGGCAAUAUUGUUAGAUUCACGUCGACAGGGCUACUCUUUGAAGAUGGUUCAACCCUUGGUGCCGAUGUGGUUAUUUUUGCCACCGGGUAUGCAGAUGCCAGAGAUUCCAUUCUCGAGCUACUGCCGACCCACUUGCACGAUUCUGUGCAGCCGGUCUGGGGUCUUGAUGAAGAGGGCGAACUAAAUUCGGCGGGGCGCGAGCUUGGCAGACGGGGUCCAGACGGUGAAAAGUUAGCUGGACUGUGGGCGUUAAUGGGUAACGUAUCGCUAAGUCGCAUCUACUCCAAGUUUAUUGCCUUGCAAAUCAAGGCGCACGAAGAAGGGGUUUUUGGUGGAAGAUACUAG